Molecule: messenger RNA, 738 nt
Organism: Diaporthe citri
Lineage: Eukaryota; Fungi; Ascomycota; Sordariomycetes; Diaporthales; Diaporthaceae
Exons: 3
Coding region: 1-738 (245 amino acids)
Source: RefSeq, a predicted model, not a curated record
AUGGCGACCUCGGACCUCCAGAACAGCUAUGGCCCGGAAAUGGCCGUUAGGGACCACGAUCUUCCCCAGGCCGUGGUAGGCAACGGCCUCGAACCGAUGCACCCGGGCCAGCACGCAGCACUAGCACCGCCCUACAGCGAACAACACGCGAAGAACAACCAAUACAACGGCAGUCCCCCGGGAGCCCCCAUGCAACCAGACGGCACGGGGCGGAAGAGGAGGGUUCUCGGUCUGCCUGUCGCGCUGUUUUGGGGCAUUGUGAUAGGAUUGGUACUCAUCCUGGCGAUAGGGUUGGGCGUCGGACUUGGUGUGGGACUUGGCCAGCGAAGCAGCAGCGGAGGAAGCAAUGCGGCGACUACCAGUGCGAGCGCAGAUGCGGCGACGACGUCUGCCCCGACAGCAACGUCAUCGACGGCGAGCAGUAGUACAACAACGUCAACGACCUCUGCUACAUCUGCGGCUGCAACGGCGAGGAACGUGGAGAUUUGCAACCAGGCGUCUUUGAGCACGGACUGCACAAACCUUACUGUGCCGGUGAACACAUGCGUGGACUUUCCAUCGGCGUACAACGAUAGCGAUUCGCACAGCUACACCCUGGAAAGCCGGGACGUGCUUGCCGACGCUGCCCAGAAAGUGAUGGAUAACUGCAGUCCGAAGACCGGUGAUGGCUCCUUUAACGGGAUGGCCUUCUACAAUGAAGGCUGGAAUGGCGCAGUAUCCUAUUGCACCCAGAAUUGA